UGGUACAGUGAAUGUGGUUGAAGAACCGAGGUGGAAGAGGAGGUUGAAGUGGUGGCUUAGCUCUGCCGUGUGGAGCUUCGAAUGAUGAAGCUCCCACAACAAUGGAGGAUGAGCGUGUACUGAAGGUGAGGAUUGAGUGCAGAAGCUUCUGGGAAUCAGGGGAAAAUCGUUCGAACCCAAUGAUUGGCAAUGAUCGCAGCUUAUAUAGCACAAUCCCAAGGGCAAAUUGGAGAAUUAAGUAUGAAUCAUCCAGCUGGCACCUGAGUGAACGAGAAGUCUGUGCAGGUUUUUCUUUGCAUCAAGACUUCUUGAUAUGGUUAUGUGAAUCUGGCUCAGUGUGGCUUCACGGUGAUCUCGCUUUGUGGAGAACACAUCUACCAUUCAGCAUUGACUUCGUCUACGGAAUACUCUGCUCUGUAGCAGACACUCAGCGCAGUAUCAUCCCAGCAGCGUGAUUUUUCUUGUUGUAGGAUUUAUUUCUGGAAGGUCAACUGUCAUGAAGCCGUUCCGCUGCAGCUGUAAAGCAUAUUGUGUUCAUGCUGUUCGUGUAUUACCUCAGUUCAUGCUCGUGGCAAGUGAUUCUCUGAUGUGGACUUCAUGCUUCUGCUUAUGGUCUUGUUGUACUGUGAGUUAUCCAAUACUCUGACUUAAUUUUCCUUGCAGUUACAACUUCAAUAUGCUAAACCAGGUCAGUCCAGAAUUCACUCUUGAGCUGAUUAUACC
Lathyrus oleraceus (garden pea) is the source of this 723-nucleotide messenger RNA. RefSeq lists its product as uncharacterized. NCBI's taxonomy places the organism in Eukaryota, Viridiplantae, Streptophyta, Magnoliopsida, Fabales, Fabaceae. The coding region runs from base 102 to 455 and encodes 117 amino acids. The transcript is spliced from 3 exons. The record is from RefSeq and is a predicted model, not a curated record.